GACAAUAAAACCCCACCCACCGAUGCACUCAUAGUGAAGCAGCAGCAGCAGCCAAAAUUGAAUGAGAAAGGCGAAUAUUAUAAUGAGAAAAAAUCGAGAGUUGCUACUCGUCCUCUUCCUCGUCGUUUUUAUACUAUUCUAUUUUAUUACUGCGAGAACUGCAGACGACCCGUACUACAGUAACCAUCGGGAGAAAUUCAAUGGUGCCGCCGCCGACGACGGCGACGAGUCGUUACCUUUUCAUCAAUUAACGUCAGUACGAAGUGAUGAUGGAUACAAUAGAACGUCUCCUUUCAUAUUCAUAGGUGGUGUUCCUCGCUCCGGUACAACUCUGAUGCGUGCGAUGCUUGACGCUCAUCCAGAAGUCAGAUGUGGUGAGGAGACACGUGUCAUUCCACGCAUCCUGAAUCUACGGUCACAAUGGAAAAAGUCGGAAAAGGAGUGGAAUCGACUGCAGCAGGCUGGAGUGACGGGUGAAGUGAUUAACAAUGCGAUCAGCUCGUUUAUCAUGGAGAUAAUGGUUGGCCACGGAGAUCGGGCUCCUCGUCUCUGCAACAAGGAUCCAUUCACAAUGAAAUCAGCCGUCUACCUAAAAGAACUCUUCCCAAAUGCCAAAUAUCUUCUAAUGAUCCGUGAUGGACGGGCCACCGUGAAUAGUAUAAUCUCACGAAAAGUCACAAUUACCGGAUUCGAUUUGAACGAUUUCCGUCAAUGCAUGACGAAAUGGAAUGCGGCAAUUCAAAUAAUGGUAGAUCAGUGUGAAUCGGUUGGAGAGAAAAAUUGUUUGAAAGUGUAUUAUGAGCAGCUGGUGCUACAUCCGGAAGCACAAAUGCGGCGAAUUACAGAGUUUUUGGAUAUUCCGUGGGAUGAUAAAGUGCUGCACCAUGAGCAGCUUAUUGGAAAAGAUAUUUCUUUAUCGAAUGUGGAACGGAGCUCGGAUCAAGUCGUUAAACCGGUUAAUCUUGAUGCUCUUAUCAAAUGGGUUGGAACGAUUCCUGAGGAUGUUGUUGCUGAUAUGGAUUCGGUUGCGCCGAUGUUAAGGAGAUUAGGAUAUGAUCCGAAUGCAAAUCCACCAAACUAUGGAAAACCCGACGAACUAGUCGCGAAAAAAACGGAAGAUGUUCAUAAAAAUGGAGCCGAAUGGUACAAGAAAGCAGUUCAAGUGGUCAACGAUCCCGGCCGCGUCGAUAAACCAAUUGUUGAUAAUGAAGUAUCGAAAUUAUAGAGAAAUCGAAGAAGAAUAUUUUUAUAAAUUGAAACUUUUUAACGGGUCCCCCCCAUCUCUUCUAGUUGCCUUUUCCCACCCCACUUUUUCCCCUAAUUCGUGAUAUUUCCAUUCUCUCCGUUGUGUGUUUGUGUACCAUUAAUUUAUUUUCAAAUGUUCCAUCUUUUGCAUUCGGGUUUUAUUAUUUUAUUAUUAUCAUAAAGUUUUCGAGAUUUU
This is a messenger RNA of Caenorhabditis elegans, 1441 nucleotides long. It is a transcript of the gene tpst-1, whose product is annotated as Protein-tyrosine sulfotransferase A. The record is from RefSeq and is marked reviewed. Gene Ontology annotation, molecular function: protein-tyrosine sulfotransferase activity. Gene Ontology annotation, cellular component: Golgi membrane. Bases 83 to 1225 code for a protein of 380 amino acids. The transcript has 5 exons. Lineage: Eukaryota; Metazoa; Nematoda; Chromadorea; Rhabditida; Rhabditidae.